AUGGCAGUCCUAAAAGUGACCUUCACCAAGACCAAACGGAACAAACUCGCCCAGGCUUUGUGGGUGCUAAACUGGGUAUCAGUGAUUACCGGCCUCAUCCUUUUCAGCUUGGGCCUCUUUUUAAAAGUGGAGAUUCAAAAGAGGAGAGAGCUCAUGACCGACGAGAUCUACUCAGUGCCAAACAUGCUGAUGACUGUGGGUCUGGCUGCCUGUGCCAUCAACUUCCUGGGUGCUAAGAUCUGCUAUGACUGUGUGGAUGUUGUGAAGUUUCUGCAGUGGAAGUUAUUAAUGCUUUCCUAUAUUAUAUGUACGUUCAUCUUCACCUUCGGUAUUCUGGUGGGAGCUCUGAUGUGCUACACUAUGCGUAUUGACCUGGAAGAGUCUUUGUUUUUGGGUCUGCGGGACGCCAUGCGCUUCUACAAGGACACAGAUACGCCAGGGCGUUGUUACAUCAAGCUUACUAUUGACCUCCUGCAGAUCCAGUUCCAGUGCUGUGGUAAUGAUGGCCACAGAGACUGGUUUGACAUCCAGUGGAUCAGUUACAGAUACUUAGACAUGACCAGCACUAAAGUGAUGGACCGCCAGAGAAGCAAUGUUAGAGGAAAGUAUCUUUUGGACAGUGUGCCCUUCAGCUGCUGUAACCUGUACUCACCGAGGCCUUGCAUCCAGCACCAAAUCACCAACAGUUCUGCUCACUACAACUAUGACUAUCAGACAGAUGAACUAAACCUUAACCAUAAAGGUUGCAGACAGGCUCUUCUGGAAUACUACACCCAGAUCAUGCAGUCCAUUGGCUUAAUUGUGCUCAUCAUCUGGCUCUUUGAGCUGUCAGUGCUUACUGGAGUACGAUACCUACAGACUGCCAUGGAGAACGUCCUGAGGUCAGGAAAUCCUGAUUCCGAGUCUGACGGCUGGCUUCUAGAGAACAGUAUUGCUGAGACGGCCCGCUAUAACUUUAAAAUUAUCAAGAACCUUGGCAAGUGUUACCAGGUGGACGAUGAUCCCAACAUUAAUGUCCCAACCACUAGCCAGCAUGCUCAGGACAACUUACCCACUCAACAGUCUGAGAUUCUCAUCACUACCUGA
Molecule: messenger RNA, 1086 nt
Organism: Trichomycterus rosablanca
Lineage: Eukaryota; Metazoa; Chordata; Actinopteri; Siluriformes; Trichomycteridae
Gene: prph2lb
Product: peripherin 2-like b
Exons: 4
Coding region: 1-1086 (361 amino acids)
Biological process (GO): visual perception
Cellular component (GO): plasma membrane
Source: RefSeq, a predicted model, not a curated record